AUCAGCUGACGUCAUCAUGUGGAGGUUCUCUGAAGGCAGGCCGAAGCUGUACACUGAUGUGUUACACAGGAGUAGCUUCACAUACAACUAUAGGGUGGCAAAAAGGCACUACAUCAUACAGAGUAAGUCAGGGUAGCUGCAGCUCUCCAUAUUUCCCGGCUGACUACACCACCUCCUGCCCCAGCUCCACCAACUACACCCUCACCAUCAACAACGCCAUGAACGGCAGAGACACACCAUCAACUACCAGCUGACAGGCACCAGUAGGAACUCCCUGUACUACUGCCAGGCAUCCGACACACAGACUACCGUCAACUCUACCAUCACUAGGACCACUACAUCUGUCUCCUGUGUCGCUGUCUCCAACCCACCGCCGUCCAUGACUUUGUACACAGACGGGACCAGUGUGGCCACCAGCCCAGCAGCAGUAGAGGGAGACACUGGCUGGACAGCCACCAUCAACUACCAGCUGACAGGCACCAGUAGGAACUCCCUGUACUACUGCAAGGCAUCCAACACACAGGCUACCGUCAACUCUACCUAUUCCUAUCCUAACAUUGCUGUCAGCAGCGUGUCUCUCACAACCAUCACAUCCGCCAACCAGGAAGUGGGCGCUGCUGAGGGUCAACUCUUGACCUUGACCUGUGUCACCUCUUCCAGUUACCCUGCUGCUACCGUUCACUUGGUUCAAGAACAGAGUCCCGUUGGCAAGAGGGAUAUCCAGUGGUCACACAUCCCAGUCAGGUGUCGUCCAUACAACAAGUACCGUGACCAUCAUUCCUGUCAGGAGUGACCUGGGCCACACAGUCUACUGUAGAGCCACCAACAUCCACACCCCCUCCCCAGUACAGUCUGACAGUGCCCGGGUGGGAGUGUGGUUUGAGUAGCUCUCUGAUGUCACAUAUUCGUAUAUCACAUUCAUGUAAUAUCAGUCAAUCAGUCAAUAACUACUGUCAUAUUCAUGCCAUAGCUUAAUUGUCUCACUGAGCGGAUCCAGUUGUAUGCAGUCAGGCAGUCAUUUAGUCCAGAAAUAUUGCACUGAAGACAAAAUAUCAUAGGUGAAAAAGUUAGUAUUUUCGUCAGUUUGAAGCGAAUCAAUCCAAUAUUAAGGAGAGCAAUUCCUUCAUGCGACCGCAUUACGAUGAAUAGUAAUAGAUGAAGACGUCCAUGUGGGUUAUAAUCAUACUGUAUUGGAUAUGGCAUAUGGUCAAAGCAGUACUACAAAUGCAGUAAGCCGUUCAGAUAACACUGAUUUCACAGGUAACUGUACUGUAUUGCAGUCGGACCAGAGCAGGUUGAUGUGGCAAAGCAAGACAACACUGUAGCUUUAGACCUGACCUUAAACAGUGCUGUCACCGCUUAUCCCAACCUGACCUUCACCUGGGACUACAUUGAUGGAACACCUGUAGGUGGCACCACGGGGACUGUGACAGGAUCUUCUACAUGGUGGUCCCAAACCCUCACCUUCAGCCCAAAUAAAGACAAGACAGCUGCGAGGUGUAGGGUAAGAAACACCAGAACAUCAGCAACCCAGACUGGUUCUGCAUCACUGGAUGUCAAGUGUGAGUGUUCAUUAGUGUGCCCAGUUUGUUAAGAGCAGUUCAGAUUUACACUUGAAGCACAUGUGAAGGUUGAAGAUCAUUGUAGACAU
Messenger RNA from Haliotis rufescens (red abalone), 1651 nucleotides. RefSeq lists its product as uncharacterized. NCBI's taxonomy places the organism in Eukaryota, Metazoa, Mollusca, Gastropoda, Lepetellida, Haliotidae. The transcript is spliced from 2 exons. The record is from RefSeq and is a predicted model, not a curated record. Bases 380 to 793 code for a protein of 137 amino acids.